AUGGUCCGGGCGCGGCGGCGGCAGGACUCGCGUGGCGCCGGCGGCAGCUCGGCCCGCCUCUGCGCCCUGCACGCGCGUCCCUGUCCCCGGGCCCGGCAGCCGCUCCCUUUUAACUGGGGGAGGGGGCCAUUGUUCUCGCCUCCCGCUUCCUCCGGAGCCAAUCAGCGCGCCCGCAGCUCCUCCACCCGGUCGGGUGGGAGGGCGACGCGGCGGCCAAAAGGGGCCCGGGACUCGGGGGUCGCCCGCUCCCGGAGGCUCGGGGAUUGGCAUCGUUGGAACGGUCCGGUCCAGGCCACUCGGAACCUCCGCGUCGCCCAGGGCUGGGGUGAUUCGAGUGGCGUUGGCCAAAGCCCGAAACGCGCGGCCAGCCGCGUGCGCCCUAGUGAAGUUGGUUUCCGCUCUUCUUGCGCGGCCUCAUGCAUUUUCAUUCGGAGCGGGCAUUUUGUCUGCUGGUUGACAUCAGAUGCUAAAUCAAGGGCUCCAAUCAAGGCGCAGCGGAAUAAAGGGGCCGCCUGUCUGGACGCGGGGCCCCCCGGAGCCGUGCCCCCUUCACCUUUGUGA
Molecule: messenger RNA, 561 nt
Organism: Rangifer tarandus platyrhynchus (Svalbard reindeer)
Lineage: Eukaryota; Metazoa; Chordata; Mammalia; Artiodactyla; Cervidae
Source: the annotation of a GenBank genome assembly